CUCUCCUUUCCUCACCCUCGGUCUCGAUCAGUCCAAGGCGGUGGCGGAGGUGGUGCGGCACGGCACGGCGGCCGGCGACGGAGGCGAUGGAUGGCCCGCGUCGUCGACGUCCAGGCGAGGCAGUUCCUUCCUAUGGGCAAUUUGAUGGACUGUUUUCAGUUGAGAUACAUCACAAAGGUUUUUUUGUGGAAGUGAUAGCAACAUGACCUACAUGGAUCAUGAAGUGGACUGGUUUGAUAGCUGCGACAGUGAUACUUGGUCAGUUCUAUGGAUUGAUGAUUUUCUUCUCCAAUUGGGCUAUGACAGAGCAAUGUCCAAGAUAGAUGUGUAUUGGAGCAAACCUGGAAAGUCUUUGUGUGAUGGCCUUCAGUUGAUUGCAUGUGAUGCAGACAUUGUCCUUAUGAUUGCUGCAACAGUAGAUCACAAGAACUUGGUCUUGCUUAUAGACCAUGGUGACACCCUGGAGUCACUAACUGCUGAUGAUGUGUUGGUAGAGGGGAUGCUUGAGCUGCCAAGGGUUAUUACUCCAGUUAAGUCAACAAAGGGAAAAGAAAAUGUGGACAACUUUGAGAAACCAGAAAUUGCAACAGAGAUGAGAUGUAACUACAAGAAAGCAAAGAGAUUCAUGUCAUUUGGUGAGGGUUGUAGCUCUAGGGUUCCAGAUCGAGAAUUUGAGGAAGAAGAUGGCAAUUGUGACAGUGAUGAUAGUGGUGCUGAAGAUGCAGGUGACAGUAGUGAAGAACAUGUAGAUGUAGAAGUUGAAACUGAUGAGGAUUUCUAUGAGAGUGAUUGCGAAGUAGCACAAGGUGAUGAUGAUCUGUUUGAGAGCUAUGUAGACAAAGAUGUUGAUGACCAUAGACAGAAGGAGAUUGUGCCUGACUUUGAAGGAGAACUUCCUGAAGAUGCCCUAGAUGACAGUCAUCUAAACCUAUCAAAAGAAGAAGGAGACAAGCUUAGAUACAAAUUCAGCACAUUCAAUCCGUCCACUGACCUUAAAGCACCAACUUUUAGAGUUGGCAUGCUUUUUGCUGAUAUGAAAGAGCUAAGGCUUGCUGUGGUUGCAUAUAGUGUAAGAAACAGAGUAAAGGUUAAGAAGAUAAGGAAUACGGCCACCAAAUUUGAGGCAGUAUGCAAGCCUGGAUGUACUUGGUACUUGAAGGCAGGCAAAGAUAACAGGAGUACUAGCAUUCAGAUAAAGAAAUACCUUGACAAUCACACAUGCACCAAGGCUUGGGAUCUAAAAGCUUUGACUGCACCAUUCCUGACUGCACAAUUCAGAGAAGAAUUCAGAGACAAUGAGAAGAUGCCUUUGAGAAAGUUUUCAGAUAAAGUGGAGCAGGAAUUCAACAUGGUAGCAAAGAGAAGUAAGCUGGGAAGAGCAAGAAGAGCAGCAGUUAAACAAAUUAGAGGUGAAGAUGAUGACCAAUACAAUAUGUUGUGGGACUAUGGCCAAGAGCUUAGGAGGACUAACCCAGGAAGCAAGUUCUUCUUGUGCACUACGGAGGUUUUUGAUGAUAAAACUAAAGAAACAAAAGACCACUUCUCAACACUGUACUGGUCAUAUGAUGCAUGUAAGAGAGGGUACCUUAAGGCUUGCAGACCAAUAAUUUUUCUCGAUGGGUGCCACAUAAAAACUAGAUACAAAGGGAACUUACUUACAUCAGUUGGUGUUGAUCCCAAUGAUUGUAUUUUCCCCAUAGCAUUUGGGCUAUGUGAAGUUGAGUCAACAUAUAGUUGGGAGUGGUUCUUAGCCACUUUAAAGGAUGACUUGAAUAUAAGCAACUCUUCUCCAUAUACAAUAAUGAGCGACAAGCAAAAGGGUUUAAUAGCAGCAGUGCAAAAAGUUUUCCCUUAUGCUGAACACAGACACUGUGUUAGGAAAAUCUACCAGAACUUUCAUAAAAUACACAAGGGAGACCAACUCAAGAAUGAUCUAUGGGCAAUAGCAAGAUCCACACAUGAAAUUGCUUAUAGUAAGAACAUGGAGCAGAUGAAGGAACACAGCCUUGCUGCAUACAAGUGGGUGGAGAAGUUGGCACCUAAAACAUGGAUCAAAGCAUUUUUUCCCCUUUCCGCAAAUGUGAUAUCCUUCUAAACAACAUGAGUGAAGUUUUCUACAGUUAUAUUCUGAAUGGAAGAGAGCUGCCAAUAAAGUCCAUGUUGGACUAUAUUUUCCACAAGCUAGCUAACAGGAUAGUUGGGAAGCAGAGAGAAGCUGAGAAGUGGACUGGUAGACUAUGCCCCAAAAUUCAGAAGAAAUUAGACAAAUAUGUUGAGUGGGCAAAGAACUGCAGGGUAAAAGAAUAUGGCAAAGGUGUAUUUCAGGUUAUG
Triticum aestivum (bread wheat) is the source of this 2331-nucleotide messenger RNA. RefSeq lists its product as uncharacterized. Bases 203 to 2095 code for a protein of 630 amino acids. NCBI's taxonomy places the organism in Eukaryota, Viridiplantae, Streptophyta, Magnoliopsida, Poales, Poaceae. The transcript is spliced from 4 exons. The record is from RefSeq and is a predicted model, not a curated record.